This is a messenger RNA of Choloepus didactylus (southern two-toed sloth), 3353 nucleotides long. It is a transcript of the gene RTCB, whose product is annotated as RNA 2',3'-cyclic phosphate and 5'-OH ligase. Bases 102 to 1619 code for a protein of 505 amino acids. The transcript is spliced from 12 exons. The record is from RefSeq and is a predicted model, not a curated record. Gene Ontology annotation, molecular function: RNA ligase (ATP) activity. Gene Ontology annotation, biological process: tRNA splicing, via endonucleolytic cleavage and ligation. Gene Ontology annotation, cellular component: nucleus; tRNA-splicing ligase complex. NCBI's taxonomy places the organism in Eukaryota, Metazoa, Chordata, Mammalia, Pilosa, Megalonychidae.
CCUGCGCGUUGGAUUCCAGAAACCUUGCUGGGGGACGUGGGACAGCGCGGCAGCUGCUCUUCAAAGCGGCAUUAGGACUUUCUGUCGCCGUGGUCGCCGCCAUGAGUCGCAACUACAAUGAUGAGCUACAGUUUUUGGAAAAGAUCAACAAAAACUGCUGGAGGAUCAAGAAGGGCUUCGUGCCCAACAUGCAGGUGGAAGGAGUUUUCUAUGUGAAUGAUGCUCUGGAAAAAUUAAUGUUUGAGGAGUUAAGGAAUGCCUGUCGAGGUGGUGGCGUUGGUGGCUUUCUGCCAGCCAUGAAACAGAUUGGCAACGUGGCUGCCCUGCCUGGGAUUGUCCAUCGGUCUAUUGGGCUACCUGAUGUACAUUCAGGUUAUGGGUUUGCUAUUGGGAAUAUGGCAGCCUUUGAUAUGAAUGACUCUGAAGCAGUGGUAUCCCCAGGUGGUGUCGGAUUUGACAUCAAUUGCGGUGUCCGCUUGCUAAGAACGAAUUUAGAUGAAAGUGAUGUCCAGCCUGUGAAGGAGCAACUUGCCCAAGCUAUGUUUGACCACAUUCCUGUUGGGGUAGGAUCAAAAGGUGUCAUCCCAAUGAAUGCCAAAGAUCUGGAGGAGGCCUUGGAGAUGGGUGUGGACUGGUCCUUAAGAGAAGGCUAUGCCUGGGCUGAAGAUAAGGAGCACUGUGAGGAGUAUGGAAGGAUGCUGCAAGCUGACCCCAAUAAGGUCUCUGCAAGGGCCAAAAAAAGAGGCCUUCCUCAGCUGGGGACCUUGGGAGCAGGCAACCACUAUGCAGAAAUCCAGGUUGUGGAUGAGAUUUUCAAUGAGUAUGCUGCUAAGAAAAUGGGCAUCGACCAUAAGGGGCAGGUGUGCGUGAUGAUCCACAGUGGCAGCAGAGGCUUAGGCCACCAAGUAGCCACAGAUGCACUGGUAGCUAUGGAAAAAGCCAUGAAGAGAGACAAAAUUAUAGUCAAUGACCGUCAGCUGGCUUGUGCUCGAAUUGCCUCUGCCGAGGGUCAGGACUACCUGAAGGGAAUGGCAGCGGCUGGAAAUUAUGCCUGGGUCAACCGCUCGUCCAUGACCUUCUUAACUCGUCAGGCUUUUGCCAAAGUCUUCAACACAACCCCUGAUGACUUGGACCUACACGUGAUCUAUGAUGUUUCCCACAAUAUUGCCAAAGUAGAGCAGCAUGUGGUGGAUGGAAAGGAGCGGACACUAUUAGUCCACAGGAAGGGGUCCACCCGAGCAUUCCCUCCCCACCACCCCCUCAUUGCUGUUGACUACCAGCUCACAGGACAACCAGUACUUAUUGGAGGCACUAUGGGAACCUGUAGUUACGUUCUUACGGGCACUGAACAGGGAAUGACGGAAACCUUUGGAACAACCUGUCAUGGAGCGGGCCGUGCAUUGUCCCGAGCAAAAUCUCGACGUAAUUUAGAUUUCCAGGAUGUCUUAGACAAAUUGGCAGAUAUGGGAAUUGCGAUCCGUGUUGCCUCACCCAAACUGGUUAUGGAAGAGGCUCCUGAAUCGUACAAGAAUGUGACCGAUGUGGUGAACACCUGCCACGACGCUGGAAUCAGCAAGAAGGCCAUCAAACUGCGACCGAUUGCUGUGAUCAAAGGGUAGGGCCUGGACCAGGACUGCCAGACCCCAGGUACCUUCACCAGCCCUAACGUGGAAAUGGACUGACACACUCUUCAGACAUCACAUGCAAAAGACUUGACAAUUUCCAGAGUGUACAGCUAUAACUGUCCAUUUCAGAAUGGCUGGCAGGAGGCUGCUGCUUUCGGGGGCUAAAAUAACCUUCCUAGAGGAGUCACGUUGCUCCCAUUUGGAAAGGGAUAAAUAUGCUUCCUCCUCAGUUGUCCCACAGGUUUUUAGGAAAAUCUUUUAGGGGGUGAGAGUGGGUCAAGAAACUGCCUUAUUCAGUCAUACAAGUCUUUAAUCCCCAGAAUUAAUUUUUUUUUACACCAAGCUCUGUUUACAUCCUGAGAGAUGUCAUGAGGAACAUUCUCUUAAAUAAGAAAAUUUUGGAAUGUUUCCUUUCUUCCCUCCCUUUGUCCAUUCAGCCAGGCCCAGUACCCUCCUAACUCAUUCCCCCAACUGAGCAAAACCCUAAAAGCCAUUCUUACUUGGGGAUGCAUUGAGGGAGGGGAGCAUGUAUGGAGGUUUAGGAAUAGGGUCCCAAAGGGGAAAAUAGUUUUUCAUUGAUUUGCUACCUUUCUCAUUCUAGAUACAAGGCAGAGUUUUUACUUAUUGCCAAAUGGUAUCUGCUGAUACAUGUCAUUAAUUAGGCCUGACCUCGCAAACUUCUAAAUAAUGCCUUCCACAGCAGCAGCAGAGAACCCUAAUGUUAUACUGAAUAUCUUUCCUUUUUACUAUUGAGUUGCUGUAAUAGCACUAAAUGACCACCACUGGAUGUUAACAAUUGCUCUAUGUUGGCAGGUCGAAAGUCCUGUGCAACCUGAUAGGAUUUCAUGUUAUGUGAUGUGAAACUUCCAAGUUGCUAAAGGACUAUAGUUGUAGGCUUCUGAAGCCUUAGUUGAGUCUGAACAGCCAAUAAAAUAGAAAAAUCUAAUAAUUACAAUAUUCUGUUUAUAUUUUGUGCUUAAUAUUUUAUAGCUUAAAAAAAUAGUAUUUGUAUUUGAUUUACUUCAAGCAGUGUUGGUGUUGUUUGAUUGUUUUCCCCCAGGUUACCUUUAGAGGCUCAGCUUAAAAACAUUCUUUCUUAAAACUUAUCUUUCAACUUAUAACCAAAACCCCCGUUGGAGUACCUUCUAAAUGCUGCUCUUGGAAGGCUGGGAAAGAGUAGACUUCCUCAGGAAAAUGUAUGAGUUAGGAAAUAGUGAAGUAUGCAAAUCUACCAGUGAACGCAAGGGGCACUUAAAGAUGAGAAACAGGCUUCCAGCAGGGUGCUGGGCUCUGUGGAGAUGAGGCAAGUUCAGAGUAUCUGUGUAGACUCAUGGAACUGGGGCUUGCAUCAUGAUGUUACUCAGAGCCAGUUCAGAACAAGGUCUGCUCCUAAAGCUAUGUGAUGUCGGUACAGGAAAUGCCAUAGCUCAUUUGGAAUAUGUAAAAUUGAAUUUGAUUCAGUGCUUUGAAAGUUCCUCUUUAGGAGGGCAAAAGGGAAAUAGAUGAGGAGGAGAAAUAGAAGAAUCAUUUCUGUCAUGGAGUUUUCUGCUUUAAUAAACUUUUCAUUCUCUGGUGAACGUGGCCCUAUUCAUGACCAUAGAAAGUAGUGGUUAAUAUUUCAUGUUCAAAAUGGGAGGUAGAAACGUUGUUUUCCUUAUUUUAAAGAUUUUAUUUUCCCAUGGAUGGUGGUGAAAGCCACUUGACAAUAAAUGCUGAAUUGAACCUGAA